This is a messenger RNA of Iphiclides podalirius (scarce swallowtail), 333 nucleotides long. The record is from the annotation of a GenBank genome assembly. NCBI's taxonomy places the organism in Eukaryota, Metazoa, Arthropoda, Insecta, Lepidoptera, Papilionidae.
AUGAGAGUGACAACGGUACAUAACACCGCAAUUUCGAGGUGCACGUCGGACACACUUGCAAAUAUCCGAUGCGCCGUUAGACAACGGAACAUCGAUACGUCGUCUCGAUUCGUCAAUAGGGACGCCGCAGCAUCUAAACGCGCUCUGGCGCUUACACCGGCGAAUGGCGAUGGAGAGACGCUGAAACAGCGCCUUUCAGAGACGUUUACACGACGCGCCGCUGCCAAUAAACUAGAUGGUGCAAACUUGCGUUACAGCGCGCGGCAAACCAUUGAAACUGAAUCGCCCGCUUUGACACAGUUCGAGUGUUCGUUGCGUUUGGUGUUCUCGCCC